This is a messenger RNA of Pieris macdunnoughi, 3834 nucleotides long. NCBI's taxonomy places the organism in Eukaryota, Metazoa, Arthropoda, Insecta, Lepidoptera, Pieridae. The record is from the annotation of a GenBank genome assembly.
AUGCAUCUAAAGAACUAUGAACUUUGGGCUCGUUAUCAAUCUCUCGUCGGUGGAAGUGAACCGCUUCAAAGUUAUCUACACAAGCGCUUGGCUGAGAAUUUAAACAGCGAGGCAUCUCUUGGAACAGUUACUGACGUCGCACAGUGUGUAGAAUGGGUGAACUCGACAUUUCUAAGCGUCAGAGCGGCUCGUGACCCCAGACGCUAUCUGGGACUUCCACAAAACGCUUCCAAACAGCUUAUCACGAAGAAAAUAGAAGAACUGUGUGUCAAAGCCAUGAACGGCUUAGUCACAUCCGGUCUUAUAACUAUGGACGAGGCGAGUUGCAUACACUCCACCGAUGCGGGGCGGCUUAUGUCUGUCUACUAUAUUGAUGUAGAGACUAUGAAGGCGAUUAUGAAGAUAGAAGGAACCGAAUCGUUAGAAAAAUUAUUAUGGCUUGUAUGCGAGAGCCAUGAGUUGGCAGAUAUGCAUUUACGAGUCGACGAGCGAAGAUCUCUGAAUGCACUCAAUAGAAACAACGCGGCUGCAACAAUUCGCUUCCCAAUGAAAGGCAAGAUUAAUACUAGACAGAUGAAAUUGAAUUGUAUUAUACAAGCUGUCCUCGGCUGCCUUCCGAUACCGGACCCUUCAUUAAACCAAGAAGCUUUUAAAAUUAUGAGGAUCGCUGAUCGAGUUUGUAAAUGUCUCAUAGCAUACGUAACAAGCGGAAAAGUAAUAGCAGAUAAUCGGAAAUGUUUUUCGUCGGUUUUAAACGCCGUGAUAUUGGCGAAAUGCCUAUCAGCUCAUAUAUGGGAGAACUCGCCAUAUCUAAGCAAACAACUCAAAGGGAUUGGACCUAUGUUUAGUUCGUUACUCGCGUCUGCGGGGAAAACCACGUUUAGGCUGCUCGAAGAGAGUCAUCCCAGAGAUUUGGAACGGAUAAUGAAUAAAAGCGCCCCCGCAGGCAACGAUAUAAGAAAACAGAUAUCAUUGCUUCCAAAAUAUCAACUAACAAUCGUCCCUAUAGAUCAGAAAUCAGUCCGAAUUGAACUUGCCAUGCUUAAUCAAGUGUAUUUAAUGGAAAACAUGGAACGUUUAACUGCUGGACCGAAUCACAAAUUUUAUUUAAUAGUUGGCGAUUCGGAAAAUAAUCUACUAUAUUAUUCUGUUUUUAAAGAUAAAGAUUUCUUGAGCGUUUACGAUGGGUGUAUUACGUGCGACGUUACCCGGAAGCAAACUAACGAGCACAAACUUAUAGCACAUUGCAUCAGCUCAACUUUUGUUGGGAUCGAUGAUAAUUCUGAAUACGUAUUCAAAGAUUUAAAUCCAUGUAUUGGUAAUAAUCAUAAAUUAAUUUGCACGCCACGUGAAAGUGUUUUAAAACAAACCAACAUAACAGACAUAUUUACUCGUAAAAGAAAAAGUCCCAAACAAGGUAUUACUCAAUCUAACGAAAAAAAGAAACGAGACACCGGCGUCAUAAAACAAUUUAAAAACUUACGGGAAUCAUUAGGAAUAACAUCAAAGAAUAUAAAAGAAAAUUUACAAAAGACAGCCGAAUCAACCAAUUUAAACGAAAUUAAUGAAAAACCUCAAAGUAUCUCUUCAUUAGAAAUUGAUGAAAGUAAUUUUAAUGAUACUAUAGAAGCAUCCGACACGGAGGAACAAAUUGAUGAUGUUAAAAUUAUGAAUAUUUUAAAUGACAUAGAAAGUAAUAAGGAAAAUACUGAUCCUUUAACACAAAAAACAGGAAAUACAUAUAAAAUAGAUUCCAGUAAAGCAAAUUUCAAAGCUAUGUCAACAAAUGAUAGACAUGUUUCUUUCAAUAUAAAUAAAUAUAAACGAAAGAAGACAAUAAAUAAUUUAAGCUUCAUAGAAUCUAUAGAAAAGAAAUCUUGCCAAAAUGAUCCACUGGUUACGGAAUCUGAUGCGGGAUUCUCAAGAGCUAUAAGAGAUCAUUUGAAUCAGUUUAUUGUCAAUGUUCAACAUAAAAACACAAAUAAAAUUGACAUGCAUCUUUUACUAGACAACGAUUCUAAUCAUUCAGAUGCAGCUGCUGAAAGCACUAAUGUAAGGAAUACAAUUGAUAAAAAUAUGCUCAAGAGAGAUACUUCACCCCAAAAUACAAAUUUGAUACAAUCGACAUCCGAUUCCCAAUUGGUUCAUCAAAAAAUCCCAAUAAAAUAUAAAAACAAUAAUAUAAUGGAUCAAUUACAGAACGAUAAGACGAAAGAUCUUGCUAUCCCAGAGCAUCUUAUCUCUUUACCAAAUAAUUAUAACGACAAUUCGAAUAAAAUUUUACCAAGUAACAAUGAUAAUAGGAUUGUCACACAAAUCGAUCCAAGUCUACCUGAUAAACAAAUAAAUCCAUUUUUACCUAUUAAAUAUUGUAAUAUAAAAACAAGAAAUCACCUGGAAAAUAUGCAUGAGAAACCCGUUGAGUCAAACAUAAAUAAUUUAAUUGGUUACAAUAAUUUCUUGGUCCAACCUUCGAUGCUAACCUCACAAAACCGAGACAUUUCAUUACACCAUGAUACUAUACCCGCACAAAACGAUUUUAAUAAUUAUCAAAUUUUGGAAAUAGUAGGGCCGAAAUCUAUAGACACAUUAAAUAGGAACGAUUUUAAAUAUACAAAUACAGAAGACAACGUUGACGUAAACCAAUAUUUCUUCAGUGCAACGAAAAUAAACUCGUGCACAAAGGUUUUACCAGAGCGACAAAUACAUAUAGUUGGUCGACUCAAAGUAGACUUUAAUGUUAUGGAAAUAAAAACUAAGGGUAAUAACAGUAAUACGGAUUAUUCAGAAUACAAUAAUUCUGAAAAUGAUGAAAUGAAUAAAAAUAUUGAGGCUGAUGAAAUUGCUCGAACUAACUUAGAUGGCAUAACCGGUUGUUCUAAUUCAUUAAAUUGCUCACCAAUACGAACACUUAGUAAUACUAUUAAUAAUGAUACAAAGGUUUGCUAUAAACCUACGGAAAGAAAUACAGAAAUAGAAAAUAAACACGUCUUAGCCAACAAUCAGAAUACAGAAGAUGGUAAACAAAAUAAAGUCGUUAAUGUUAAAGACAUUUUACAGAAAUACCAAAGAAAAUGUCACGUCAGACGUUUCUUUUUUAGCCAAUAUACUCCGUCGCAGUCAUUCAAAGAAUCGACUACUGAAUGUGGUAUAAGGCAAAAUUUGCUAAGAGAACCUGAAAAGGAUAAAAAACCAAACAGACAAUACAAAAUAAGAGAUUUCGAUAAAAUCAACAUUCCGCUUCCCGAAGCAUUAGCAUCAGUUAUAACUGAAUCCAAAAUUAAUUCUCAAACAUGUGUGAAGGAUUUUAAUAACGCUUCAAAUAAAAUAAACGAAGGAACAAUACCAUUAGAUAAAGAAGAAAAGGAAAAUGCAAUAUAUUUAACUCCUGCAAAAGAAUCUUUUAAAUAUACAAUAGAUGAUGAUUUAUCUGGCUCUCCUCCUACAGAUAUUACACAAAAUGAUUAUGACUUAAGUCAAACCAUGCUUAACCCAAAAACAUUAUUGCGGGCCGUGAAUGAUGAGGUUAUAGUUCCUCCACCACCUGAAUUUACGGAUACUUAUUCCCCAACAUAUGACAAAAACGAUUUUAGUAAUAAUUUUAACGAAUACUAUGAUCCGGAGGACGCUAUUUCUGAAGAAAAAAUUGAUUAUGAACCAAAUUCGGAAGGACUUAAAGAAGAGUGGACUUUAUCAAGAGAAGACCAUGUAAGCUAUACUCCAUACGAAAGUACAAGUCAAAAUUUGUCGUUAUCAGAAAGCUUAACUCAACGCACGAUUAAGUUAAACAAAUUCAAAUUUAGAAAAAAUAAUAAUUACAAGUUUAAAAAAUAA